Molecule: messenger RNA, 2071 nt
Organism: Artibeus jamaicensis (Jamaican fruit-eating bat)
Lineage: Eukaryota; Metazoa; Chordata; Mammalia; Chiroptera; Phyllostomidae
Gene: PAH
Product: phenylalanine hydroxylase
Exons: 12
Coding region: 426-1523 (365 amino acids)
Biological process (GO): L-phenylalanine catabolic process; L-tyrosine biosynthetic process
Molecular function (GO): phenylalanine 4-monooxygenase activity; iron ion binding
Source: RefSeq, a predicted model, not a curated record
CUCAUACUUGUCUGAAUGCUUUUGGUUUCCUGGUAGUCCCAGUGGGUUGAAUUUCCGGACCCUUGAUCAUUCCGGGCUGUUGCUGGCCCUCUCACACCAGGAGACCAGUGAAGUAUAUGAGAAGCCCUGCCUGCACCCGUUUCAAGUCUGGAUUAAGUAACUGCAAUCUUUGCAACUACCGUUUCUCACCCCCUUCAUUUGCAGUUGCCUCCAGACUGUUUCUGCCCCUGCCCCAAGGGUUCCUUUGAAAACAGGAGUCAAAGGAUAUCUCUCCUCCUCCCAAUUACCAAGCUUGGCUUUUCCGAUCAGCUGGAGUGAAAACCAAACUCCAGGAGAAUGAUAUAAAUCUGACCCACAUCGAAUCAAGACCUUCACGUUUAAAGAAAGAUGAGUAUGAGUUCUUUACCAACCUGGAUAAAGGCAGCAUGCCUGCUCUGGCCAACAUCGUCAAGACCUUGAAACACGAGAUUGGUGCCACGGUGCAUGAACUUUCCCGAGACAAGAAGAAAGACACAGUGCCCUGGUUCCCGAGAACCAUUCAGGACCUGGACCAAUUUGCCAACCAGAUUCUCAGCUACGGAGCGGAACUGGACGCAGACCACCCCGGUUUUAAAGAUCCCGUGUACCGAGCGAGACGGAAGCAGUUUGCUGACAUAGCCUACAACUACCGACAUGGGCAGCCCAUCCCACGAGUGGAGUACACAGAGGAGGAAAAGAAAACGUGGGGGAUGGUGUUCAGGACCCUGAAGACCUUGUACAAAACCCACGCUUGCUACGAGCACAAUCACAUCUUCCCGCUGCUGGAGAAGUACUGCGGCUUCCGUGAAGAUAACGUGCCCCAGCUGGAAGAGGUUUCUCAGUUCCUGCAGUCUUGCACUGGCUUCCGCCUCCGACCCGUGGCUGGCCUGCUUUCCUCUCGGGAUUUCCUGGGUGGCCUGGCCUUCCGAGUCUUCCACUGUACCCAGUACAUCAGACACGGGUCCAAACCCAUGUAUACACCUGAACCUGACAUCUGCCAUGAACUGUUGGGACACGUGCCCUUGUUUUCAGAUCGCAACUUUGCCCAGUUUUCCCAGGAGAUUGGCCUCGCCUCGUUGGGUGCACCUGAUGAGUAUAUUGAGAAACUUGCCACAAUUUACUGGUUUACUGUGGAGUUUGGGCUCUGCAAAGAAGGAGACUCCAUAAAGGCAUAUGGUGCUGGGCUCCUGUCAUCUUUUGGUGAAUUACAGUAUUGCUUGUCUGGCAAGCCAAAGCUCCUCCCCCUGGACCUGGAGAAGACAGCUGUCCAGGAGUACACGGUCACAGAGUUCCAGCCCCUGUAUUAUGUGGCCGAAAGUUUUAAUGAUGCCAAGGAGAAAGUAAGGAGCUUUGCUGCUACAAUUCCGCGGCCGUUCUCUGUUCAUUAUGACCCAUAUACCCAAAGGAUUGAGGUCUUGGACAAUACCCAGCAACUUAAGAUUUUGGCUGACACCAUCAAUAGUGAAGUUGGAAUCCUUUGCAGUGCCCUCCAGAAAAUAAAGUGAAGCUAUAGACAGAACCGGGUCUGUCAACUGAGAAUCUGUUGUUGGAAAUCCAACUACUUCUUUUAUUUGAAAAUGUCUGAAAAUCAAAUUUUAAUUUGAAAUGAAAUGAUAACUUUAAGUCAUUUUUUGAACAAGAUGAGGAUUAACAAAUAAAUCUAAAUAAUCUGAAAUGACAGUAUAUUAAUACAUACCCAUAAGCAUAAUGAUAGAUCUUUUGGGACUAUCUUUGAUUUAGAGAUGAUAAUCACAUACUCUCAAUUGAGUAAGAUUAAUAAUAUCUCACAUUUAAUCCAAGUUAAUUAAAAUUUGUGACCUGCUUCUUCCAACCUUCAUAGUCACCAUGGAAAAUUCCUAAAGGAGUAGCUAUCACUUGGUGAUUGAACUUUUGGAUUUAAAAUAACUCUUAGCUUACAAAGGUUCUUUUCUAUUUCAGUCAACUGUGAUUCUAAUAACUGCUUUGUUAUGUUAUAUUACCUAUGAAGAUUUUUUAAAAUUCAGAAUCCUAUUAAAUGGUUAUAAACAUUAAAGUUCAUAGUGUAAUAUCAAAA